CUGACGUCAUUUCCCAGCUUCCGGGCUGUUAGCAUUGGCCAAGUGACGCUCAAUUUUAGAAUUUCCCUUAAUUUUACGUACGUUUCAUAACAGACUGGCAGUUCUGAUUUAUUACCAAGCGCAUCCUGCUAAUAGAAUAUAUCAAUAUAAUGUCAGAUUACUGGUCACAGGGAUAAGGAAACCUGAUCCAACGCCGGCAACGACGCAGGCGUAACGGCUGAGAAAAGAGGUUCGGUUGAAAGCCACCGCCUGCGACCUUCAGCCACAGCGGCGACUUUGUGUGAACACCGAGCGAAUCGCCGAGCAGCGCAGCCCGUCACUGCAGGUCCGCUUGGAUUCCCCCGCGCCACCGCCUUCCCCCCUCCCCCCCCCCAAAAACAUGCAGCUGAAGGAGGACAUGAACCCCGUGCUGCUGCAGGUCUUCCGCUCCGUCGCCUGGGUGUACUCUGUCAUCACCUUCAUACCCUGGUACUUCUUCUCCGGAGCCGGCACCAACUUGGAUCGGGCCCGCCGCAUCAAGGCCAGCUCGAUUAGUGGACACCCGGCGGGGCCUUACAGGGCCGUCAACAGCCAGGAGAAGCUGUCGGCAUUGCUGCACCCCGGUGUGGACUCCCUGGACAAAAUAUUUGAAUACGCCGCAAGUCGGUUUCCAACGCGAGACUGUCUGGGCACGAGGGAGGUGCUCAGUGAGGAGGACGAGCUCCAGCCCAACGGCAAGGUCUUCAAGAAGGUGAUACUCGGAAACUACAACUGGCUGUCAUACGAGGAAACCUACGAGGCGUCAAAGAGUUUCGGCAGCGGCCUGGCAGCGCUCGGCCAGAAGGCCAAGUGUAACAUCGCCAUCUUCUGUGAGACCCGAGCGGAGUGGGUCGUAGCAGCACAAGCCUGCUUCAUGUACAAUUUCCCCCUUGUGACGCUGUACUCCACUCUGGGGCCCAUGGCCAUCGCUCACGGCCUGAACGAGACGGAGAUCACGCACAUCAUCACGAGCAAAGACCUGCUCCAGAGCCGCCUCAAGGCGAUAGUGUGCGACGUGCCGAGACUGCAAUAUGUCAUUUUAGUCGACAGUAAACUGACGAGCUGUCCGAGCGUCCCCAGAGGCAUCAUGGUCUACAACAUGGAUGCUGUGAAGGCGAUGGGAUCCAAGCCCGACAGCAUGGUGGUAGAGCGCAAAAAGCCGGAGUCCACAGACAUCGCGGUCAUCAUGUACACCAGCGGCUCCACGGGCAUCCCCAAGGGUGUCAUGAUCUCCCACGGCAACAUCAUUGCCGCCGUCACCGGCAUGGCGGAGCGGAUCCCAAACCUCAAUGAAACGGACACAUAUAUUGGCUACCUGCCAUUAGCGCACGUUUUGGAGCUCAGCGCGGAACUCGUGUGCAUCUCUCACGGCUGUCGCAUCGGCUACUCCUCCCCCCAGACCCUAGCUGACCAGUCUACCAAGAUAAAGAAGGGCAGUAAAGGGGAUACCAGUGUGCUGAAACCUACUCUCAUGGCUGCUGUACCAGAGAUCAUGGAUCGAAUCUACAAGAAUGUGAUGACCAAAGUAGAGGAGAUGAGCAAAGUCCAGAACACGCUCUUUGUGCUGGCUUACAACUACAAGAUGGAGCAGAUCUCCAAAGGCUACAGCACGCCGCUGUGCGACAGGCUGGUGUUCAAACGGAUGCGUGCGCUCCUCGGAGGGAACAUGCGGGUCCUGCUCUCUGGUGGCGCGCCGCUGUCGGCCGCCACACAGCACUUCAUGAACAUCUGCCUGUGCUGCCCCGUGGGGCAGGGCUAUGGCCUGACGGAGACCUGUGGAGCCGGCACCAUCAGUGAGAUUUGGGACUACAGCACAGGGCGGGUCGGUGCGCCACUCGUUUGCUCCGAGAUCACGCUGAAGGACUGGGAGGAGGGUGGAUACUACAGCACUGACAAGCCCAACCCACGGGGGGAAAUCGUGAUUGGCGGCCCGAACGUAGCGAUGGGUUACUACAAAAGGGAAUCCCGGAACCGCGAGGACUUUUACGUGGACGAGCACGGCCAGAGGUGGUUCUGCACCGGGGACAUCGGAGAGAUCCACUCUGACGGAUGUCUUAAGAUCAUCGAUCGCAAGAAGGACCUGGUGAAAUUGCAGGCAGGCGAGUAUGUGUCUCUAGGAAAAGUGGAGGCGGUCUUGAAGAACUGCUCCCUCGUAGACAACAUCUGUGCGUAUGCCAACAGUGACCAGUCGUACGUGAUAAGCUUCGUGGUGCCCAACCACAAGCAGCUCAUGGCGCUGGCGGAGCAGAAGCAGUUGACGGGCUCGCGGGAGGAGCUGUGCAACAACGCCCAGAUGGAGAAAGAGGUCCUGCGCAUCAUCACGGAGGCGGCCAUCUCGGCAAAAAUGGAGCGGUUUGAGAUCCCCAAGAAGAUCCGACUGAGCGCCGAGGCCUGGACGCCAGAGACCGGGUUGGUCACUGACGCAUUCAAACUGAAACGCAAGGAGCUUAAAUCGCACUACCAAGACGACAUAGAGCGGAUGUACGGGGGGAAAUAACACACGCAAAUACACUCCAGGCAACAUGUAUAUAGCCCGGCACAACAUACAGAGGGAGCUCAGAAGCCACUUUACUUGGAGAAGGGUUAUACUCUACAGGCAGAGAAGACACACAAAUUACUACAGACACAUAGGAGCAUCUCGUGCACCUCCUCCUCAGCUUCCCCAACACCAGCUUCGAUCAAAAGAGGAGGGGGGGAGGUGUCGCACAAAGUAAACUUUCACAUGACUCGGUGAAGCAAAUGUCAAGCUCUAUGUAUAUCAACGUCCCUGCUCCACCCACCCACCCCCUCCCGUUCUUUUUGGAGUCUUCCUUCAGUUCAGAUGGUCGUGUACUUGUACCUGGCAGGGAAACGUGCUCGCAUGAUCCCUCCUGUGCUUUAAGUGAGUGUUAGGUGGGAAUCAAUGCAGGGAUCUUUUAUUGAUUUCUUUCUUUCUCUUCCAUGUUUUCUUCAGGUUUGGUAUGUCAGCUUUGAAACCAUUUGAGUGUUUUUGUGUGUGUGUGUGUGUGUGUGUGUGUGUGUGAAGAAUCAGUGUUGCAAUGCCAUGAGAGAUUGAGCAUCAAGAUGUUGGUUUUUGUUUUUUAAACUGACAUUUUCCUAAUGUUAUUUUAUGUCUAACAUUCUGGGUCUUCUUUAUUGUCCUAUUUUUUUUAUUGCCAAUUUGUUUAUGCUUAUUGACUUUUGUUUACAAGCUUUUUAUUGUCUUCUCGUGUCCCAAAGUUUCUUAAUGUAGUUGUUUCCAUCCCUGCUCUUCGCCCCCACCCCCCUCGCCGCUCACCACUCCCAGGUGCGUCCUAGCCGCUGUGUCAUUGGUGGUUUUGUUGGUUCACUGACGCGCUGUAGCCCCGCUACGCAUUCCUCCUGUCAGGACCGAUAUUCUGGGGGGACGUCUCCAAAGGAACUUUGCCCAGCUUGUUUCAUUAGUUAGCCCAGUUACAUUUUGGCGCAACUGUACAUGGUUUACCUUUUUUCUUUUUUUUUGCCGUUGGUCUACUUACUGUUACUGGUCUCUUUUUUUUACUUAUUAGUAUGAACUACAAACUGAAUGUGCAAUAUUUAUACACAAAUUUUAAGUAUGUAAGAAGGAAAACAAACUGGCCUUUAGCGGCCCCUCCGUCGUGUUGAAUGUUUAGGCCUUUUGCUCAUAGGGGAGGACCUGUAGGAAAAUAAGCAUGGGAUUAAAGAAGAGGGUGGUAGAGAGACACUGAUGCAGCCCGUGUGAACAUGCUGUGCUUAACAAUGUAAAGUCCUUAAAUAAUGCUUUUUAAUAAGACUAUAAAGUGGGAAACAAUACUUGACAUUGGAGAAAUUGAUGCAUGAUAGAAAGUGUGCGACUGUACCAAAACACUUUGUAAGAGAGAAAUGAGGGGAUCACACUCCAGUCGAACAAUUGAGGACAUUCCUUAUAAAUCGGCUAUGUUGGUGCAUAACAUAAAAGAGCAGAUAACACUUCAUUUGUUUUUGCUGUAUGAUACUGUAUGUGCUAUGUAUAUAAAAGGGUCAACUGCCAUUCAUUAGAUCCCCCAUAUAACGUACACAUUCAUUACUGUAUUUCUUUUAAAUCAGUGGCAAUAUUCUAUUCAUUUUAUGGGCAGAUUAUUAAUUGUUUGGCCAGUGGUCCAUAUUUAAGGGCAACAUCUCUCCCACAGUUGCUUUUUCCCAAGGCCCAUUGCAAUAAUAAAGAUACAAUCAGGUACUCUUGACUAGCCAGAUGUCUACUAGCUCAACGUAGAAGGGUAACUUUAACAUUAAUAAUUGACAGUACUAUUAUAUUGCCAUUCUUUUUUUAAUAGAAUUUCUUUUUCCUGACAUUUCAGUGGAAAACAGCGGGCUGAUAGCUGUUUUUCAAAGGUGGCAAGUUGCCUUUGAACACACACAGGCGGUCUUCAGGGGUCUUAAAAAUGGGAAGAACUCCCUGUGUUUUGAUGGCACACAAUGGCGUGCCCCGCUACACCCAUUUCAGCUAAUGGCAAGACAAAGACAGUGGGUGGUGCAAAGACCACUUGUGUUGUUCUCACUUGCUUGACAAAAAGGGGAGGUGAUCAAUGAUUGAUGUUCAUUCAAACUAUUAUAUUGUGCAGGUGUAAAACUCUCCUGUUGAUAUAUUUAAUGACCUCCGUUUAGAACAAGUUUUCGGGGUCUCCUUGUUUUGCGUAGUCAAGUGGGCCGGCGAGCCGUCCUAUCGCGAGUGUCUCUUUCCUUAUUUAUUUGUGAGUUGGCCUUGACAAUUCUGAAAUAAAUCCAAUAAAGAACGGUGUAAUUA
Molecule: messenger RNA, 4780 nt
Organism: Pungitius pungitius (ninespine stickleback)
Lineage: Eukaryota; Metazoa; Chordata; Actinopteri; Perciformes; Gasterosteidae
Gene: acsl3b
Product: acyl-CoA synthetase long chain family member 3b
Exons: 15
Coding region: 380-2515 (711 amino acids)
Biological process (GO): long-chain fatty-acyl-CoA metabolic process; neuron differentiation; long-chain fatty acid metabolic process
Cellular component (GO): plasma membrane; lipid droplet; endoplasmic reticulum
Molecular function (GO): long-chain fatty acid-CoA ligase activity
Source: RefSeq, a predicted model, not a curated record